Thlaspi arvense is the source of this 594-nucleotide messenger RNA. The record is from the annotation of a GenBank genome assembly. NCBI's taxonomy places the organism in Eukaryota, Viridiplantae, Streptophyta, Magnoliopsida, Brassicales, Brassicaceae.
AUGGAGCCUUCCCUGAGAGCAAACCAAUCGUCGAUUCUAAGCGAAAUCGAACGUAUGCCAGAAGCGCCACGUCAGCGUAUCUCUCAUCACCGUCGAGCUCGCUCCGACACUUUCUUCUCCGGCGAAUCAAUCGACGAUCUACUCCUUUUCGAUCCUUCUGAUGUAGACUUCUCUUCCCUCGACUUCCUUAACUCCCCAACACCACCACCGCAACAACCACAGCAACCAUCUCCGAUGUCCGUCGAUUCUCCCUCCGAAGAAACCUCAUCCAACGGUGCUCCUCCGCCGAUUCCUCUUCCUCCUGGCCGUCACGUUCGCAGUUUCUCCGUUGAUUCCGAGUCCGAUUUCUUGGACGAUCUAACAACGGCCACGGAGGAUAAUCAUCCAUUCGCCGGGAAAUUAGCUACAGGUGAGAAGAGAGGUCAUCAUCGGAGUAAUUCAAUGGACGGAGCUACGAGUUCGGGAUCGUUUAACAUUGAAUCGGUUCUCGCCGCCAUGAGUUUCAAAGACGGUGGUGCUAAGAAGAAUAUGGGUAUGGGUAGUGAUAGACUUGCCGAGCUUGCUUUGCUUGAUCCCAAAAGAGCUAAACGGUAA